Messenger RNA from Alnus glutinosa, 2413 nucleotides. RefSeq names its product protein transport protein sec31-like. The record is from RefSeq and is a predicted model, not a curated record. The transcript has 2 exons. The coding region runs from base 84 to 2141 and encodes 685 amino acids. Lineage: Eukaryota; Viridiplantae; Streptophyta; Magnoliopsida; Fagales; Betulaceae.
AGUCAAGCGGAACCAUUCCAUUAACUGAAACCCACUCUCAUUUCAAUUUCCAAAACCAAAAGAAAAAACCAGCGAUUCAGAAAAUGAAGGCCCUUCUCACAAACUCCCCGCCACUGCCCACUACCAUGGCCUCCGAUCCCCACCCCUCUCCCACCACCACCGUCAUCACAAACACAAAAACGAACCCACCACCGUCCCCGCCACUGCCCACCACCACCGUCAUAAAAAACACGAACCCACCACCGUCCCCGCCACUGCCCACUGCCGUGGCCUCGGAUCCCCAUCCCUCUCCCACCACCGCCGUCACCACAAACACAAACACGAACCCACCACCGUCCCCGCCCCUGCCCACCACCAUGGCCUCGGAUCCCCACCCCUCUCCCACCACCACCACCGACACCACAAACACACGCCCCUUCCCCUUCCCCUUCCCAAUCCCAAUCCCAAACACAAACACAAACACGAACCGACCACCACAAUCAACAAGACCCAACAAUAUGUCUCCACUCCUAUGCCCACACCGCGACCACCUCUACCCAGCCCCCCAUCUCAUCAGACCAACCCCACAACAACCUUCUCACUAUCAGCAAGCUCUCUACCCACGCGCCUCCUUCGGCCGCGGCUUCAUCCCCAAACCCAUUCAACCUGUCACCGUCUCCGCCCACCCUUCUACUGCUGCUGCGUACCCACCUCGCCCUCUCGUCUACUACCCCCAACCCCACGUUCGCAGCCAUCCUGUCCAACCCAUGAGGCCUCCCCACCACCACUACUUGCAUCCUGCUCAGCUUGGAGGUCCGGGUCCGGGCUCGAUUCCGGGUCCGGGUCCCGGUCCGGGCAUUCCUAUUUCUUCUCCGCAACCCAAGGUUUGGGGUACGAUGUUGCCAUGUACCGUAACAGGGGAGAAGAGGCGCAGAGCACCGAAGGCGGACGCUUCGUCCUCUCGUACCAAGCCAAGGAUUGAGGAUUCAGACGCCACAGCAUCGGAGUCGGGAUCUACAUCGAUUGAGGUCUCCCCGACUACCUUACCGAUUACUUCACCGACCGGGAAUCAGGGAGUAGUACCACCCGCUGCAGGGACGUUUAAUUCCUCCAAGUUCAUUGACGCGGAUGCUUCGGAUAGGUACGACAGCAUCUUUGUAUCGAGAUCCGUACAAAUUGAGCAGCAUAUGUUUUUUGCUGAUUUCGAGAAGCGAUAUCCGAGAGUGAUGCAACUCUUCGAUCACCAGGUAUGGACGGAUAUGCUCUCCUCAACAGUCUCUAUAUCACUGAACUUGGUUCGGGAGUUCUACGCGAACAUGCACGACUUUAGCGAUGGCGCCUUUAAGUCGAGGUUGCGGGGUAAAACUUUCACGGUCAGCCCAGAUUUGAUUAGAGAGCUCAUUGGCACACCCUUAGUCAACAAGUCUCCAUAUCCCUGUUCCGCGGAUAGGCUUCCAACACGAAGCGAUCUCAUUCGGUGCUUUGUCGACGGCAAGCCUACUACAAUGAAUGAGGUAGGUGUAGGUUUUGGCCUUGUUGAUUUGCCAGUGGAUUACCGCCUCAUCUACCGUAUUGUUGCGAAGAGCCUGCAUCUGAUUGACAGCACCGACCCCAUGGGAUACUUCCUAUACACGUUGUUGGAGCAAAAUCCCAUAGACUUCAGCUCGCACGCCAUCGACCUGAUAUGGAAUUUUCCACGAACAAGCAAGGAUGCAAUGUUACCUUUUGGAGGUCUCAUCAUGCACAUUGUCAUGAGCUUUGGCAUAGAUCCUGUCAUAGGAGGGGACAUCAAGACCCCCCCGAGGCCUUUCAAGAAGAACUUCAUCUGGACAACCGAGGAUCGCCUACUCAAAAAGGCAGUACCCCUGCCAGAUGAGCCCGAGCAGCCAGCCAAGCCAGUACAUCCAUCAAAUGGAGCGCCGACCUCCAAGCCUACUCUAACAACCCAAGACUUGCCGACACUAGUAGCUCAACUUGUCCAGGAGGUGAGCCAACUACGUGAAGUGGUGGCUAAGCAGGAGACGACAAUCACCUUGCUGCAGGAGACGCUUGAUGAUCACAUCACCGCUUUUGCCGAGGAGCGGGGCAUGUUGGCGAACGAUCGACAGAUUCAAGGUCACACGCUUGCAGUCGUUGAUGAGAUCCGGGAGCAGAAGAAGUAGGGUGGAGGUUCACUUGAGGAGUUCUUUGAUGGAAUAGGUCGUUUUGAAGAGACCGUUUAGUUAUGUUUUUAUGUAUUUCUCAAAUUUUUAUUUUAUUUAUGUUGUGAUGUUUUGGAUACAUUCUUGGGAGUUUUUAGGUUGUGUUGCCUACAAUAGUUUUUGGGGAUUGUAUAUUGGAUACUGUCUUUUGUGUUUAUUAUGGUUGUGCUUGGACAAUUUCCACCAUGGAGGUGGUAAUCCUUUGGGUAUUAUGCACACUAUGAUUUUAGGUA